This is a messenger RNA of Mycena citricolor, 3799 nucleotides long. The record is from the annotation of a GenBank genome assembly. Lineage: Eukaryota; Fungi; Basidiomycota; Agaricomycetes; Agaricales; Mycenaceae.
CGCACGUGACAUCCGUCCUACUUGCUGCGAGUCUAGCACGACCGCUACUCUUUUGUCCGUCUUCUCCCAGCACGACCGUCUCCGACCCAUUCACUUGUCCAUUCAGUUGGGACUUUGUUGAAAUCCUCAAAAAUUAUUUUCUAUGGUGGUCUAGCCCGACCCUACACGACAUGUUACGCCAACUGGUCUCAGAAAUCUGGUAUGCAAGCUGUUUUCCAAUGUCGACCAUUCACCACCACGCCUUCUGUGGCUGACACACCUGCUGCCGAGGACCUCACGCCAAGGCUUUCCCUAUUUUCAUCUCCUCGAAUUCGCCUUUGUCCCCACCGCACGCAAGUCGCAAGUUCCGUUGGCCAAGUACUUCACCCGACUAACACCAAGCUUGAUCUGACGCAACAACCUUUCGCCAAUGGUCAUGCCUCUCUCUGCGUCAUGCCCGUUCGUGCCCGACACAGCAAGAGAUCGGCGCCGAGAACUUGGGCUGCUUCACGGAAGCUCUGCAGCCGACAACAAUUUGAGCACGUUGCGUGGCGCUUGCCUCCCCCGAUGGCGAACGAGUGGGUUCCUGUGCUGUGCUGGUCCACGCGACCGUCUGAACGGAGACCGACCCUAGAUGUGUUCUAGCUGCUGGAGACGAUGUAGAUCGCAAGGCGCGAUGUGUCGAUAGCAUUGAUAGUCGCAGAUAGCGUUAUAGACUUUAUGUGACUGCCUGUUAUCGCACCGAGUCAUUAUCGUCAUUUCUCGACCACUACCAGCCCAGCCCCCGGAUACGGGUCCGGCGCUUGCCUCCAUCGCUCUGGCAUCCAUGUAUGCGCUCAUACCUGCCUAUUACAGCUUUUAGGCUGGCUCGCUUGGCUGCGCAGAUGAUAGACAGGGAAAUGAUCCUUCCGUGGUUCCAACUUCCCUUGUCUGCCACCCACACCCACCAGGCUUCUUUCUGCACAGACCUAAGGCGCGUCGAAUCUCUUUCCGUGCGCGUGCUGCGGCGGCUAAAAAAGAAUCUGCAUAGAUCUGCCCACGCGCCUGCCGCGGACCAAGUCCGAAUAUAUUUGUCCUUGCUUUCCCCAUCAACCAGCUGCUCCUCCCUCGAACAGACCCUUCCUCAUGUCUCAACCCCCCGAACACUAUGCCCACUCCAUGCAAGAUCAGCUUGGCUCGCCAGAAUCCGUCUCCUCGGAGCUCUCGGAUGCGGAGGACGAGGAGGACUGGGAGGACUACAAACCGGGCGGAUACCACCCCGUGAAGAUUGGUGAUGCCUUCUCUGAUAAUCGCUACGUUGUCGUGCGCAAAUUGGGCUGGGGACAUUUCUCUACAGUUUGGUUGACAUGGGACAGCAAGUCUAAACGACAUGUCGCGAUGAAAGUAGUCAAAUCGGCCGCACGAUACACGGAGACAGCGCUCGACGAAAUCAAACUCCUCCAGCGCCUUAUCACGUCUAGCUCCCCCAAUGGGUCGAACAACCAUCCCGGGCGCUCUCAUGUCAUCUCGUUCCUGGACCAUUUCCGUCAUAACGGGCCCAAUGGCACGCACGUGUGUAUGGUGUUCGAGGUUUUGGGAGAAAGUCUACUGGGUCUCAUCAAGCGGCAUCAGAACAAAGGUGUCCCCAUGCCCAUGGUGAAGCAAAUCGCGAAACAGGUGCUGCUCGGGCUGGACUACAUGCACCGCUGCUGUGGGGUCAUACACACCGACAUCAAACCCGAGAAUGUGUUGGUGCACAUCGACGACGUCGAGUCCAUUAUCCAAUCGGAGCUUGCACUGGCAUCCGCUUCGCCCUCAAGCUCCGCGCCGAAGCCCAAGAUCAUCGGCGUCCCGCCAUCGCAGGGCCGUGGCGGAAAUCAGACGCCGCGCACGCAAUCGUCCAUCUUUGUGUCGCAACCGCUUCCGUCGCCAAAGAGCAGCAGCAGCCUCAGUUCGAGCUACAUGUCCGCAGCCAGCGUCGACCGCUGGGGCCUGGGCAUGACCCGAAUAGACGGCAGUGCAAAAAGCCCUGUCGGGACACCAACGGCGACGACACCCAAUUCGGAGAUCGACCUGCAUUCGCUUUCGAUCUCACCCAAAUCGACACACUCGGCUAAUGUGUCGCUAUUGACACAGAACGCGCCUCUCAAAGGGGCGAUGCCCCCGAACGGAGGAUCUUCGGGGGACAUGGAGAUAGAUGUCGACCCGAACACAGCUGAUCUUGCGGAAAAGAUCACUGUGAAGAUCGCUGACUUGGGAAAUGCCACCUGGACACAUCAUCAUUUCACAGACGACAUCCAGACACGACAAUAUCGUUCACCGGAGGUCAUUGUUGGCGCCAAGUGGGGCCCGAGCGCUGAUAUCUGGAGCGUCGCUUGUGUGAUCUUUGAGCUCAUAACAGGGGGAGACUACCUCUUCGAUCCCGCAAAGGGCACUCGGUACACAAAAGACGAUGAUCAUAUGGCUCAGAUCUUGGAGCUGGUGGGUGAUGUUCCCAAAGCUAUCGCCUUUGGUGGAAAAUACAGCUCGGAAUUCUUCAAUAGAAGAGGUGAACUGCGGCACAUCAGCAAGCUGCGCUACUGGCCACUGGAGUUGGUACUGCACGACAAGUACCUGUUCCCGAAAACGGAGGCAGACGACAUCGCCUCGUUCCUAACCCCGAUGCUCCGACUGCACCCUGACAAGCGGGCCAAGGCAAGCGACAUGGUGCACCACAAGUGGCUCGAGGGCGUCGUCGUGCAGGGCGACGUGGAUGUCAUCCACCGCGCAGAACGGGAGGACAUGUCUUCCUCCGUCAGCCCGCCGUCGUCGAAAAUGAUGCAGGGAGACACCAACAUGGGCAGUCCGCCGACGAAUGGUGUACAGGCUUCGAUCAAGCGACCACAGGCAGAAACCGAUGCGCUGAAGCCGGUCGGCGAGCUUCCGGCGCAGGCGGAGUAGGGUCGACGAGAGAAGUGCUAAUCUAAUCUAAUGUGCCCCGCCUGUCUAGAGGUGAUUGAUUGUGUACGACGUACCACAUCUGUUGUAUUUGUGUCUCAUAGCAGCCCAUCCAUUUCUUCGAUACCCGCGGCCUUUCUUGUGGCUGAAAUAUAGACUGGUUAUCAGUCGAGUGUGCACUUCAACGAGAUGACCCUCAAGUGAAAACGGCUCUACUUGGCACACGCCUGUUCAGUCACCUGCCGGCGUCCAAUCGCGUUGACUACUGCUCAGAAAGUCUAUAUGUUUCCAAGGACUUCCUUCUGAAUUAAAAUCUUUCUCUUUUUUCCGGUUCAGUUUUCAGUUUGAUAGUGUGAGAUUUGAGAAUACAAUUCGCUACAGUUGGUAGAGGAGCGGUCCACGGAGUUCUAUACAGUUAAAGAUCAGUCAACGUGCGGGUUACUACUAAUACAGAUAUACGUUUCAAGUCGAGGUAUAAUGAACAGAAGAACAUUCGUUCAUCCCGGGGAGUGGAAUGAUGAACGAUGGGGGUGCGGAUACACGAGAGAUCGAAUCCAACAACGGCUGUGAAAUCAGACCAUGUGAUCGCGCUCAAAUGCAACGGCGCUCAGAGCCGGAGCUCUUCGGCAACGCUGCGCCACCACGCGCACCGCCGCGGGUAGUCCGCGUCGAUGUACGACAUCGCGCUGGACGCAGCCGACGCGCCGGUAUUCGGGACCAUGAAUCCGCCGUUCUGGCUCGCCGGCUCCCAGCGCGGCGCGCCAGGGGCCGCGUGCGUGUUGGGGUCGAGCGUCAUCGCGAAGCUGGACCACCACGCGACGGCCUGUUUCGCGAGGUCCGCUUCGGCGGGCUUGAAGGCGGUGAAUACGGGCUGCGCGACGGACGCGCUGGGGCCCGAGUUCGU